AUGCAUUCCCAGCGGGUGCAAGUCACGACGUGGCGCUGUGAGCACUCUGUGGGAGCCCGCUGGCACUGCGGCAGCUGCGAUGUGUGGGACCUCGCGAAGCACCGCCGCUGCGCCACGGCCGGGUGCAAGGGCUUCUUCGGGCCAGCGCAGGCGCAGCAACGCCAGCCUGGUGGGCGAUGGCGCAACGGGCCGCCGAAGCCGCAGCUGGGGCAAUGGCUCGGCGCGCCAAAUGCGCCCAAGGGCCAGGACAAGCCGCCCUGGCGCAGCGGCGGUGGCAGAGGCGGCGGCGGGGACGACAGCACCGCGCCGCCGCAGCAGGUCAGUGCCGAGGAGCUGGCCAUUUACGCGGGGCUCCCUGCCGAGACUUGGGAGCUCUUCCGCACCAAGUUUUCGCGGUCGGUGCAAGACAAGGUCACCAACAUGCGCCGCGCCAAGGACUCGGGCCUCGAGAUGGUCGCCGUCGGCUCCGACGUCAGCCAACAGGUGGAUAAGCUGUCCAAGCAGCUGGUCCAGGCCCGCACCAAUGUCAGCAAUGACACGGAGCAUGCAGCCAAGGCGUUGCAGAUCCUCGCUGAUUCCAAGGACAAGGUCGCGAAGCUGGAGCAAGAGCUCCGGGACGCUCGCGCCAAGGCCGCACAGGUCUUCGCGGGGCCCGCCCAUGCUUCCAUGUCGGCUCUCGAGGAGGCCGUCACCAAGAUCUCCGCCGAAGCCAGCGGCAAAACCGUCGAGCAGGACCCUGAGCGCAAGCGGCUGGCCGAGUCCAUCGCGCUCGGCACCCAGCAAAAAAGCGGCAGCGGCUGGCGCCUGUUUCCCAGCAGCCCGGCCAGACACGGGUUUGACAGCUCUGCGCAGAGUAUGGAGACCCACCAGUCGCCGGCCCAGGCUGUUGCGGCGGCCGCUCAGCUGUGUAAGCUGGGCUGGCACGCCCUCGUGAGGGCCGCUGACGGCGCUGAGGCCGCGGGGUGCCACGGCCACGGAGGCCUCAUACAGCUCGCGCCGCGCCAUUGGGGCAUGGCGCCGUUCGAGCGCGUCGGGAUCGACUCCGGCGGGCUCGUGCCUGGCCGCCUUUCGGUGGUCCACCACGCCGGCCUGGUCCCAGGCGGUUUCGCGUGGUUCAACGUGCACCUCGUCUGUGGCGACGGCAUGUCCGCCGCCAGCGUGGCGCUGCUGGACAUUCUAACCAAGGUGGCCACCACGCUGGGCAAGCCCUUCGUCAUCUCGAACGAUUUCAACUUCAGCCCGGCCGACGCGCAGCAAAGCAAGCUCGUUCACCAGCUGCAGGUUUGUGUCCUCGCGCCCAGCAUCGGCACCUGCAGGCCUUCCGACGGCAUCCUUGACUAUUUCGUGGUCUCGCCGUGCUUCGCGAAGGCCAAGAUAACCACGCUGCUGGAUUGGCCUAUUUGCCCGCACAGGCCUGUGCUGAUCGAGAUCGAUUGCGUUGGCGAGCCGCCCAUGAUGCAGGUCAUGCCCACUCCUUGGUGUCUCCCGCGGCCUCUUCCGCGAGGCUGCUGCUCGCGCGACCACGACCCAGCGUGGCUCCAAGCGCGGGUAGACAUCGAUCAGGCCGAAACUAUGCACGCGGCGUGGAAGGCCUUCAUCAUGCAGGCCGAAGCCAACGUCCUGGACGCGCGCGGGCUGGAUGGAGAGGCCGAUUCGCGCGGAGGAAGGCACCUGCAGCCGCGGCUGCGCUGGCAGCGCGUCGCCCUGCCCUCGCCGUUGACUUCGAACGGCCGCUGGCCCGUGAAAGAGGGAUCCGAGCACUCGGCCGACUGCAGCGACAGCAAGAGGUCCCUGCGUUGGGCUCUCCAGAUCGUCGGCGGCUUCUUCGGGCUGGUGCAGAGGCGCGCAGAGCUGGCCAUCUCGGCCAUGGGCGCCAUGCUCGCCGACUUGAGCGCGCAGCGCGACCUGAGCCGCGCCAAGGCAAAGUUCGGGUCAUGGGUCGAGGAACAGGCGGCGCUCGGAUCGGUCGCCCUGCACGCCAUCACGAAGGAGCCUUUGCCAUGGCAGGCCGGCCCCGUGGCGCCCGAGCUGCGCGG
Molecule: messenger RNA, 2036 nt
Organism: Prorocentrum cordatum
Lineage: Eukaryota; Dinophyceae; Prorocentrales; Prorocentraceae
Source: the annotation of a GenBank genome assembly